This is a messenger RNA of Lates calcarifer (barramundi perch), 2869 nucleotides long. RefSeq lists its product as uncharacterized. The annotation marks the transcript as partial. The record is from RefSeq and is a predicted model, not a curated record. Lineage: Eukaryota; Metazoa; Chordata; Actinopteri; Centropomidae. The transcript is spliced from 27 exons.
UUUUGUUUUUUUUUUUGGAGGGGGGUUGUGGAAAUGAAACUGACAACAAAAAAGAACGCUGGCAAAGUGGGGUUAUCGUUCAAAGCAGGGAAGUAAAAGAACAAGGAAGAAGACCACGAGGUCUGGGUUGAUGAGCCAGAAGCACCAUGAGAAAGUACUCUCCUCAGUAACCUAGUGGUGUUCUUUUUAGGCAGACAUGGCCUCUGCUCCUGCAUCACCCAGUGAGACCUGCUCACUGGAGAACCAUCUAACAUGCUCCAUCUGCAUGGAUACAUUUAGAGAUCCUGUCACCACAGCUUGUGGCCACUCCUUCUGCAAGAAAUGUCUGAAAGCCAACUUAAAGUACAAUGCCAAGGUGUGCCCCAUAUGCAUGACGUCUGUACCCAGUUCCCCAGUUGUGAACUUUGUCCUGAGAGACAUUGUCCAGCAGCAGCAAAAGGAGAAAAAGACUCCAGAGGAAAACGAGGAUUUGUACACUGGGAAGGAAGACAAAGAGGCCAGUGACACUUGCACAGACCAAAAGGUGGGGGCUGAAAGACUCAAAGGCCACAACUUAGUGACACCCGUGAGGAACGUGGAUGAUGGGGCAUGUCUGAAGUAUGGCUGCCCCUCGGAAAUUAAAACACCUCUGCAGAGCUGCAAGACAGCAGAAAUGAGCCUCCAGGUUUGCCAUUGUGGCUGGUCCAAAGUCACAACGUACCAGGGCCUAAGAACUCACCAGGGGAGGAUGGGAUGCACAAUGAAAGGGGUCAGGGUUGCAGAGAGUGACCAACAGUUUAUGUGGACAAAUGUGGAACUUACAAACGCUCAAAAGGACCUCAGGCUGGAUGUCUACACCUCUUUCAAGACUGACACAUACUUCUAUUCAGACAAGAGCCUCCAGGUUUGUCACUGUGGUUGGACCAAAAUGACGACUUAUCAAGGCUUAAGAAUUCACCAGGGGAAGAUGGGAUGCACACCGAAGGGAGUGAGGAUCCCAAAGGAAGAGCAGUACUACUGGAAAAAUCAGUGGGAAGUGGAAGUGAAAGUUAAAGUGGAUCAAAGGAAAUGUCAGCCAGCUAAAAGAGCAAUCAUCAAGGAGGAGAAAGUGCUGGAGCCACCAGGCAUGUAUGUCAGCACCAACUCUGCAGCCACAGUCAACGAGAGAUAUAAAUCAACUUUUGCACCUCCCAAAGAGGCCCAACGCUCCUCUCGGAGAACCACCAAGUCCAAGUCCGACUAUCAGCAUCAGGAUUUCUACACCCUUCCACAGGUGAAUAGAUCAGUAAGGGAACCUCCAGUUACUCUUCCACCAGUAGUUCGACCUAAGGAGAAAAAAGCUAAACGUCAAACAUUAUCACAGACAGAAGACAGAAGAGCGAUGACAGGAAAUCAGAGGAAAAUCCAUGACUGGACCGACUAUGCAACAACAGCAGCCUCAAUCAAAGAGGAGCCCAAAUCACCAUUUGCAACUCCACAACCACAUUUCCAAAGACCCACAAAAUCAAAGCCUGGCCAUCAGCUGUAUGAUUUCUCCAUCUAUCCACAGACAGCAGACAGCAGAGCAAUGACAGGAAGUCGGAGUAAUGGCCGUACUGACCUUCGAACAACAGCACCAGUAAUCAAAGAGGAGCUUCAUUCACCUUUUGUGACUCCUCAAUACUCUUUACAAAGACCUACAAACUCAAAUUUGGGCCAUCAGCGGCAGGAUUUCUACACCCUUCCUCAGACAGCAGACUGUAGAGCAAUGACAGGAAAUCAGAGGAAGAUCCAUGGUUGUACUGGCUAUGAAACAACAGCCGUGACCAAGGAGGAGCCUAAAUCAUCACUUGAAGCUCCACAACAGUCUUUCCAGAGAGCCGUAACCUCAAAUGCAGGCCAUCAGCUGUAUGAUGUCUCCGCUGGUGUACAGGCGACUAAAUCAGAUGUGCCAGUGUCAUCAACCAUCAGCUCUGCAACAAUCAAAGAGGAACCAAAAUCACCUUUGCCAAUUCCACCACCGUCUUUCCCAAGAGCCACACACCCAAAGCCAGGCAAUCAGCCGCAGGGUUUCUCCACUGGUGAGCAGGUGAAUGGAUCGGCCAGGGAGCAUCCACCAACAACAGUAACCCAGCCGAGGGAGACAGACAGGAAGGAAAAUGAGGUGAGACAGAAGAGACCCAGACCUGAAAUACCGCCAAAAAUACAGAUGAAAGAAAAAAUGAGAAACAUCAGAGCAGCUGAGCGAGCCUGUGAGAACAUACCAGAUUCAACAAGUACCACCAACCAAAGAAAUUCUGCAGCAGCAGAAGCCACGACAGAACAUGUUGAAUCAAUGGGUGAAACUACACAGCCUGAUUUCUCCACUGGCCUGACGGUGAAGGAACUGGCCCGGAUGUUUUCAGCUACUACAACCCAGAACACAGCAGUCCAGUCAAAGGAGCAAAAUGGAGAGAAACCGGAACUAUCACAGGCAAAGCCUCUGGUUCAGAGGUUUUCAGCAACCGCAGCCCAGCAAACACCAGCUCAACCACUGGAGAAAGACAAGGAGAAUCAAAAACUAUCAGAGAAUGUGCCAGACUCGACAAGUAUUGCCCAAACAAAUUCUGCAGCAGCAGAGGCCACAACUAAAGACGACCCCAAAUCAUUGGAUGACACUGCUCAGCCUGAUUUGUCAACUGGCAUGAAGGUGAAGGAACUGGCCCGGAUGUUUUCAGCAACCACAAACCAGGAAACAGCAGUCCAACCGACAGAGAAACGAAAGCUAUCACAGGUGAAGCUUCUGGCUCAGAGGUUUUCUGUCAUUCCAGCCCAGGAAACAGCAGUCCGACCCAAAAAAGAAAGACAAGGAGAAUUAUUACCUAUCACAGAGGGUCCCAGAUUCAACAGGUGCCACCGCCAAAAUGAAUCC